AUGCAAAUCAUAGGAAAAAUACCUGUAGAGAUGAACAAAACCUUGGAUGAGAAUUAUGUAAUGAUCAAGGAACUAUGCAAAAAUGAAAUGUGCAGCCAGAUGAUGAAUACUUUAUUGGAUCAAAAACAAGCAUCUCAUAUUCGAAUACAAUUUCUAUACAAUAUUCGACAAUGGGAUUAGAACUUAUGCUUAUCUGAUUUAUGCAUCAACUAAUUGGAGAUUAACAUAACCAACAAUAUCAAAUAUUACGGGUAAUCAUUAGAACAAAUACUGAAAUAAACAAAUUUGCUGAAUAUGAAAUAGAUCUAACAUUCUUGUGAAUUUAUGAGACCUAUUCCAAUAAUAGUUACUCAUUAGAGUUUGGAAUUUAUUACAAUCGAUUCCACCCAUUUAACUGUUUGGGAUUACAAUAUAACUCCUUUGAUGAGGUUUCGCCAUUUACUGUCUUAAGCCUAGUGUACGAAACUCUAAUAAGGUGAUCAUCAACAGAUUUUGAAUCUAUUCAAACCAGAAUAUAAGAUUGAUGGGAAUCAAUUUAAACUUUUGGUUGAAUAGAAUCCAUAAUUAGUUAGUGAUCUUAUUAAGAAAUUGCAUCAAUUGGGCAUUAAUGCUCAUGAAUAUUUGGACUAGUUAAUUUAGAUAAAGAUCAGUAUUCAGGCCUUGGAAUUAGUGAAUUAAUUAUCAAAGAGCAUAAAUCUGCCAGAUUAAUUUCUUAAUACGUUCAUAAUCAAAUGCAUAGAGAAUUGCAAUGAAUUCAAGAAUAAUCAACCUUUGUAAUUGGCUCGAUAAGUGAGAUUGGUGUCAGUGUUCAUCAGAACUUUGAUAAAUUAGAAGGCAUUUGAUCCAAAGAUGAUUUAUGUAAAAUUACAAGGGUUUUGCUUAGAGUUUUCAUCAAUUCUGGAGGCGACUCAAUUAUUUAAAACUAUAAAAAAUUCAGUUCAAGAAUAAUAAUGA
Paramecium tetraurelia is the source of this 954-nucleotide messenger RNA. RefSeq lists its product as uncharacterized. Lineage: Eukaryota; Ciliophora; Oligohymenophorea; Peniculida; Parameciidae. Gene Ontology annotation, biological process: negative regulation of translation; mRNA catabolic process. The record is from RefSeq and is a predicted model, not a curated record. Gene Ontology annotation, cellular component: CCR4-NOT complex. The transcript has 5 exons.